Messenger RNA from Hylaeus volcanicus, 1728 nucleotides. RefSeq names its product snRNA-activating protein complex subunit 3 (gene Pbp49). Lineage: Eukaryota; Metazoa; Arthropoda; Insecta; Hymenoptera; Colletidae. Gene Ontology annotation, cellular component: snRNA-activating protein complex. Gene Ontology annotation, molecular function: RNA polymerase II cis-regulatory region sequence-specific DNA binding; core promoter sequence-specific DNA binding; RNA polymerase III type 3 promoter sequence-specific DNA binding. Bases 388 to 1566 code for a protein of 392 amino acids. The record is from RefSeq and is a predicted model, not a curated record. The transcript has 6 exons. Gene Ontology annotation, biological process: snRNA transcription by RNA polymerase III; snRNA transcription by RNA polymerase II.
CCACAUGUAAUUCUGUUUAAAAUAAAUCAAAUAGGAUUUGGUAGCGUCAUCCAGCGCCAAGAACUGAUAGAAAUUAUUUUGUUACAAAUUUCGGCAUUUUGCCGUUAAAAUCGUCAAACGAAUAGAAAACGCAAAACAGCAACGAAACAUCGAAUCAAUUGUAUCAUUGAGCUUCUGUUCAAAUUACAUGUCACGUGGCUUUGUUUACUGUUUUCUUGCUGGACGAAGAAUAACGUACAGUGUAGAAACUUGUCAAAAACUGGGAAAGAGACAGCGUUUAGCAUAUAAUAUUUCACGAUUCAAUCGAUCUCUGUGUGCCUAGAAAAUUGGUUUCGUAAAUUUUUACCAACAGUUUACGAAUUACGGUAUUAAUCAAAUAUAUUAUCGAUGGAUGACGUAUAUAGGUUAUACAAUAACAACGCGUCACCAAAGGUUCACAUAAAAGAAUAUUUUGACGAAUAUCUGAACAUGAUAGCUAACACAGAAAGUUUUAUACCUAUGAAAAGAGAUGACAGAGAUUUGUUAGGACUUAUGGGCAUCCACCUCGGCGAAGAAGAAAUAUCCAUGCUAGCAAAUUAUUGCAGUGUUGACAAUUUAACUGUAGAAGGAGAAAUGCCAAAAAUAAUUAAUCAUAGAAAGAUGAGAAAACAGGAGACGUUUGAUCCUAAAGAACCAGAAGAUGUGGAUCUACAGACCAUUCAGAAUUUAAGAAGAAGACUACAACUAGGAACCAAAGUACUCUGUUACAAGUAUAAAAGUGAAUUAAUCAUAAAUCAUGACAAGAAAACAGAAUUAGAAGCAAAUGGCAAGUUUGCAAUUCCUGGGCGAGAUAUUAUAAUCUAUGUUAGGAUUUAUUAUCCUUUCAUUCAACGUGCAAGAAGUACACUAAAGACAGAGUGUGGUACUUUACUUAAAUUAAACAAUAUCACAGCUAUUCUAGGUUCUCAAACACUAGCUGAUUUGAGAGAUAAAAUACCUUGCAUUGCUGAUCAUACAAUUUCUAAAGAGUGUAGUACAAAUUUGGACAAUGCUAUAGGUCCAAUGGCAAAGGAUAUCUACAAAUCAGGAUUUUUUUUCAUCGAAGACACAUUUUAUAAUGAUACUAGAUGUCCAACAAACGUUGAUUACAGUAAGGUGAUUCUAGAUUGGGCUAAAAGACGACCAAAAUUAGGACCUUUUAAAACUGCUUCAAUGGAAUAUUGUCGAUUAGAUUCUUUAUUCUUAAGGUUUGGUUAUCCAUGGGUGUAUAAACACCAAGGUGGUUGUGAGCACUUGAUCGUAUUCAGUGAUUCAAGGUUGAUCAAUCGUAACGACGACUUAGCUUUAGCCGCAUAUCCGCAAAUAGUACGAAUAAGACCUACUGGUUCUAAGUUUUGUAUGAUAUGUACAGUGUACAGUGCACAGUGGAUCACAUUGGAGCAUGAGAGAAUACCACACAAUCCUUGUUACUUCUGUGACUCGUGUUUCAAGUCUUUUAAUUAUAUCGAUGACAAAAAAGUUGGAAAUUUCAAGGCAUACCCCUAUCCGCGUAAUACAGAACUCGUAAAGAAAAUAAUAAAUCUAUAAUGAAACGUUUUCAUUUUUAUAAUUUAUCUUCAUGUGGGUUGAAUGCAUAAGUGAACAGUAGGCCAAUAAUCAGCCAAAAAAUAAGAACAUAAAGUAUUCUUAUAUCAUAUGUAGUAAUUAAAGGUACACAACCCAUAGACCAGUCGAAGCAUAACCAUUGUG